GCUCCUGUUAAAACAAAGGACAAAGCUGUUGCACAAGGCCAGGUUUCAUAAGUAUUGUUUCACCAAAAGGCAACUAAGAGAGUGGGUUGGCAACAAACUGUGAAUAAAUCAGCUAUUUACAGGAAAGCAGCAGGAUCGAAACAAAAAUGCUGAGAUUUAUUAUCUGACAGCUGAAGACGCCCUGCCUGGCUACCUGCUUCGUGGUCCGUCUGCAACGAGUUUGAAACAGCGGCUUGUGUGUACGGUAGGCGAAACAUGUGAGAGGGGCGCCUGAAAGACUUCAAGUCCCAGACAUCUCCACAUUAGUCCAAGUGGAACCCGGGCUUGAAUAACAUGGCAGCGCCGACAGGCAACACAUGCGAGGUCAUGGAGCGGUCUAUCCGCGAACGGGUCCCCCCGCUGCUCACAGACCUGUACCAGUUCACCAUGGCUUAUGCCUACUGGCGGGCUGGCAGGCACCAGGAGCCCGCUGUCUUUGAGUUAUUCUUCAGGGACAACCCGUUUGGCGGAGGCUUCUCGCUCUUCUCCGGGCUGCACGACUGCCUCCUGUUUCUGCGCAGCUUUCGAUUCACUGAUGAAGAUGUGGAGUACUUGCGCUCAGUCCUGCCUCCAGACAGUGACCCUACAUUCUUCCAGUUCCUGCGAGGACUGGACUGCUCUGGUGUCACAGUUAACUCCGUCCCAGAGGGGACUGUGGUGUUUGCCAGGGUACCUUUGAUGGAAGUGGCAGGUCCCUUGGCUGUAGUUCAACUACUGGAGACCAGUUUACUGUGUCUUGUCAACUAUGCCAGUCUGGUGUGCAGUAAUGCAGCCCGCUUCCGUCUGGCAGCUGGCCCCAGGAGGAAGCUGCUGGAGAUGGGCCUCAGAAGGGCUCAGGGACCAGAUGGUGGGCUCACCGCCUCACGCUACACACACAUCGGAGGGUUUGAUCUCACCAGUAAUGUUCAGGCUGGUUUCCUGUUUGGGAUCCCUGUGGCAGGUACCAUGGCACACUCCUAUGUCACAUCCUUUUCCUCUCUGGAGGAGGUUUGGCCACAAACUCUGGUGGCAGCAAAUGGAAACCGGGACCAAGUUGAUCUCAUCUCACUGACCAAAGGUUGGUUGGGCCGAGUGUGUGACCUGCUGGGAGCAGAGCCUGGGAAGAUCCGUGAAGGAGAGCUGGCAGCCUUCCUGUCCUACGCCAUUGCCUACCCUCACAACUUCCUACCUGUGAUUGACAGCUACAGUGUCAGCUGUAGUGGUCUACCUAACUUCUGUGCUGUGGCCCUGGCUCUGUGCGAGCUAGGGUACAGGCCUCGGGGAGUUCGUCUGGACAGCGGGGACCUGUGCAGGCAGUCAGUCAACGUCCGGCGUGUCUUCAAACUCUGCAGCGAGCAUUUCUCCAUCUCUGCCUUUCAUUCGCUGAUCAUUGUUGGCACUAAUAACAUCUCAGAGCAAAGCAUGGCUGAGUUCAACAAGAGGGAGAAUGAGAUUGACACGGUUGGCGUAGGAACACAUCUGGUCACUUGCACAAGCCAGCCCUCGUUGGGUUGUGUGUAUAAGCUGGUGGAGGUGAGGGGUCGGCCGAGGAUGAAGUUCAGCGAGGACCCAGAGAAGACCACUGUCCCUGGGAGGAAAGCUGUAUACCGGCUAUUAGACACUGAAGGCCAUCCUUUCCUCGACCUGUUGUGUCUGGCAGUGGAGCCUCCCCCGAAAGCAGGGCUCCCGCUGAACUGUUACCCUCUUGGGUGGGAUAACGCCUCUCACUCAGUCACUCCAGCUCAGGUCAUCUGUUUGCGCCAGGACGUUUUCACCAAAGGACAGGUCACACACCCUCUGUGCAGUGCAGCUGAAACUAGAGCAAAGGUCCAGAGCUCUCUCCAGACUCUGCACCCUCGACAUAAGAGACUGCAGGAGCCGGACUCUUACACAGUGGCAUUGUCAGAGAAACUCCACAACCUGAUCACAGACAUCCGGAAAGGCAGCUGCAGCAACAGCAACUUUCUAUUAGCUAACUGAA
Molecule: messenger RNA, 1999 nt
Organism: Myripristis murdjan (pinecone soldierfish)
Lineage: Eukaryota; Metazoa; Chordata; Actinopteri; Holocentriformes; Holocentridae
Gene: naprt
Product: nicotinate phosphoribosyltransferase
Exons: 13
Coding region: 334-1998 (554 amino acids)
Biological process (GO): NAD+ biosynthetic process via the salvage pathway
Cellular component (GO): cytosol
Molecular function (GO): nicotinate phosphoribosyltransferase activity
Source: RefSeq, a predicted model, not a curated record